Oryzias latipes (Japanese medaka) is the source of this 2052-nucleotide messenger RNA. NCBI's taxonomy places the organism in Eukaryota, Metazoa, Chordata, Actinopteri, Beloniformes, Adrianichthyidae. The record is from RefSeq and is a predicted model, not a curated record.
UUUAUGCAUUUGGUUCUGUUUGCUCUGCAGAUUAAACCAGUGGAUCCUCCUGUAAACAAACACCUUUUUAAAAUCCUCAAAGGCCGAGUCGACCCAAAGGCAGCAGAUUUCCGUCACUUCAGGGAAAGCUUCAGGUUGUGCUGGGGCAGUGUGGUUAAUGAUUUAGAGGCCCUACUUCUCAGGGACUCUGCGGUACCUUCAGCCGAGGUGCACGGAGAACGGCCAGUAGAACUUUGCCACUGUUGGGUUAACAGCUGGACAAAGACCCCUUCAGCAAACACUCUCCUUUCUGCUCUUGACAAACAGAAGGAGGCAUGAAAUCUCACGUCAUGCCCAGGUCAGCGCUACAGACGAGGGGGAGGCACAGAGGCAGCUGCUGUUCACAUGCAGUCCUCCUGGAGGAGCUAUUUAGCCAGGAGAGCUCACCUGUGCAACUGCAGGGGCAAAUGGGCAGCUGGGAUUAUUGCCAUGUCAUGGUUAUUGUACAUUCAGAUGCAACGUCAUCUGGCAGCCAACUGGAAACACAUUCAGUCGUCCAAGAGGACCAUUAUCCACAUCCCUUCAUUAGGUCAAGAAACAACCCUUGAAAGACUUAGACUGCUUAUGGCCUUUCUCUUUUUUCUGAACCGUAACAUGUGCCUAUCCAUGCUGCUGAAGUACAGUCCACACACCUUGAAACGCGUCAGAGGCCCGAUGGAGGGGAAGAAGGCGUACAUAGUGGAUGGGGUGGCUCACUUUGACGACCUGGCAAUGGCUGAUGAGUUGAAAGUCCCAAUAGAACCAGCUGGUUCACUGCUCUGCAACAGCAAAUCUGAAGGGAGGAUGAUCUUUGCUACUGCUGGAGUUGAUGUACCACCUGGUCAAGGAGAUGUCUUUUCUCUGAGCCAGCUUCACAAGGUUCUAGCAAAGCUUAUAGUUGAAAACAUCACUGUGCUGAGCUGGCUUUGUAAGAUGAACUCACAUUACGGCAGUGAUGUUUGCCAUCUGACCCGCUUCUUCUGGGCCCUGCAGCAGUUUUAUCACUAUAGUCCUGAUCUGUGGAACUCUGAAUGGAUUCAGGGUGCCCCCACCCACCCACCCCCACCGCCUUCAAAGAGCAUCACCUUCCUGACAGUUGAUUUGCUGCUGGAGCCUGGGGGGACAGUGACCAUUUUGUCUUGUGGAGACCAGUUUUACGGCUCCUGUCAGCUGGAGGCCGUAGGCUCCGCCAUCCCUCAGACCUCUGUACAUUCAGAGACUUUGCACUCCCACUGCAUCCAUGUGGGUCAGGCUUGUAUGCACUAUUUUAGAGCAGGUUAUGUCUCUGUGGGCCUGGCUACCUUCAUGGACCUCAACACCUUGGGACAGAAGGUGUGGGCUGUUGAUCAGAACAUUGCAUACAGCAACCAAGUGGCCAUGACCCAGAUGCUUCUGCUGAUGACUGAAGGAACGGUGGAUUGGCUGUUUAAUAGUAUCAGUGACGGCGAAAGAGAAAUGGUGUGGGAGAGAAACUGGAGGAAACUUAUGACUGUUUACAUGUUUUGUCAAAAAAAAAAAUCUGUCAAUAUUUAGAGGCCAUAUUCCUACACUUCGUUCGGCUCCAGUUUUAUUUUUAUAUAGAAAGAAAUAACUUCACAGGAUAGUUGCUUUACUUGUAACUUAAUACUGUAAUUAUGUGCUAAACUCAAUUGAUGCUUAGGUGUUGAAUUCAUUAUCAUUUUGAUAGAUGAGCCUAAAUAAUGAGCACAUUAAUAAUUCAUACCAUUUUCAUUAUGCAUGUGUAUGCAUGCUUGAACACCUCAUCAACCUGGUGCCAGGCCUUAAACAAUAGGAUCCUUUUAUUAGCAGUAUGCCCAAGUUUACGCUUGUUAAUCUGCGACUUGUAUUAUUUUAUCAAACAUUCAUUUAGUUGGUGGCCUGGUGCUUCACUGCAGCACUUGAGUCUCUGCAGCUGUUAAUGGCUUCUGCAGUGGCCAUCAUUAGGGACCUGCAUAUUACAAACACAAUUAAAUCCCUGUUGGACACUUUUAUUGUUGUAUAAGAGCCCUGGCUUUGACAAGUGCAAGCACACAG